CCAUAGAGGCAUAGACCCAUCAAAAAUCUUUCAUCGACUUCUUUGGUUUAUAGCCACGAGGUUUUAGAAUUAUUUCAAUUUAUUAGAAAAUUAUUAAAAAGAAAAUUGAUUUCUGACAAAUAAAAUGCCUCCAAGCAAUCCUUUACCACCUAAAGAGAAUGCUCUUUUUAAAAGAAUUUUGCGGUGCUACGAACAUAAACAAUACAAAAAUGGGUUAAAAUUCGCCAAACAGAUAUUAUCCAACCCAAAGUUCGCGGAGCAUGGAGAAACCUUAGCCAUGAAAGGUCUAACAUUAAAUUGCUUAGGUCGCAAGGAUGAGGCAUAUGACUAUGUACGCAGAGGUCUACGUAAUGAUCUGAAGUCCCCAGUAUGUUGGCAUGUGUAUGGGCUGUUGCAGCGCUCUGACAAGAAAUACGAUGAGGCAAUAAAAUGUUACCGUAAUGCACUAAAAUGGGAAAAGGAGAAUAUUCAAAUUCUCAGAGAUUUGUCACUAUUACAAAUUCAGAUGAGAGAUUUAGAGGGUUAUAAAGAUACCAGAUAUCAGCUUUUCAUGCUGAGGCCUACACAAAGAGCAUCAUGGAUAGGAUUUGCUAUGAGCUACCAUCUCCUCGGUGAUUAUGAAAUGGCAAACAGUAUCCUAGAUGCAUUCCGCACUCAUCAGAUGAAAGGUCCAUAUGAUUAUGAACACUCAGAAUUGCUAUUAUACCAGAAUAUGGUACUGGCCGAAUCAGGACAAUAUGAGAGAGCCUUGCAGCAUUUACAGAAGUUUGAAAGUCAAAUUCUGGAUAAAUUAUCUGUGAAAGAAACUUCUGGGGAAUAUUACUUAAAAUUGAACAGAUUCAAGGAAGCAGAAGGAAUUUACGAAGACUUGUUAAAGAGAAAUCCCGAAAAUGUUUUGUACUACAGUAAGUUAAUAGAAGCGAAACAACUCAUUAAAGCUGAAGACAAAGUGGCCUUUUUUGAUGAAUACAAGAAGCAGUAUCCAAAGGCAAUAGCACCGCGACGUCUGCAAUUGACCGAGGCACAGGCGCAGUCCUCAUUUGAAAACCUCGUUGACGAGUACCUCAGACAUGGACUGUACAAAGGAAUUCCUCCACUUUUUGUAGAUUUGAGAUCUUUAUACGCAGAUCCAAUGAAAGCGGAAACGAUAGAGAAAUUAAUAAUACAGUACAUAGAUAAUUUAGCUAAAGAUUGUACAUUUGGACCAGACCCGAGUGAAGUGAAGCAGCCCGCAAGUGCGCUUUUGUGGGCGUACUAUUUCGCGGCCCAACACUUCGAUCACAAGAAGGAUACGGAUCGAGCGUUGCAUUACAUAGACGCCGCCAUUGAACACACCCCUACAUUGAUAGAAUUGUUUAUUGUUAAGGGAAGAAUAUACAAGCAUGCCGGCGACCCAAUAUCCGCGUACCAGUGCUUAGAGGAAGCUCAAGCGAUGGACACGGCGGAUCGAUACGUCAACUGUAAAUGCGCGCGGUACAUGCUCAGGGCGGGCCACAUCAAACGAGCCGAGGAGAUGUGCGCCAAGUUCACGAGGGAAGGUGUACCGGCAACGGAAAACUUAAAUGAAAUGCAAUGUAUGUGGUUCCAAACGGAAGCUGCUGCUUCAUACCAAAGACUUCAACAAUGGGGAGAGGCUCUGAAAAAAGCACACGAAGUCGACAGACACUUCUCGGAGAUAAUGGAGGACCAGUUCGACUUCCACUCGUACUGCAUGCGCAAGAUGACGCUCCGCUCGUACGUGGGGCUGCUGCGGCUGGAGGACGUGCUGCGCGCGCACCCCUUCUACUUCCGCUGCGCGCGCGUCGCCGUGCGCGUGUACCUGCGCCUGCACGCGCGCCCGCGCUCCGACGCGCCGCAGACCGCCGAGCCCGACACAGAAAACCUAGCGCCUUCAGAAUUAAAAAAGCUUAGAAAUAAACAAAGGAAAGCCCAGCGUAAAGCAGAGCAAGAAAGCGCUCUGGCGGCACAAGUACAGGUAAAACGGGAGCAGCACCAUAAAGCGCGGCAACAGCAGGAACAAGGCGACCCCGAAGCGCCGCAACUCGACGAACUGAUACCCGAGAAACUAGCGAGAGUAGAAGAUCCAUUAGAACAAGCAUUGAAAUUCUUGCAGCCUCUGAGGAUACUCGCGGCGGACAGGAUAGAGACACACCUAAUGGCCUUCGAAAUUUACUUUAGAAAAGAAAAGCCCCUACUGAUGCUGCAGUGUAUAAAGAGAGCGUGGAGAUUGGACAGCGAUAAUCCUGAGCUGGUGGACUGUCUGGUUCGUUUCCAACGGUGGCUGGAGGAAUCGCUUUCCGGGCUGCAUCCGAACGUUGCGGCCGUUCUUAAGACUGAGACCCAACCGAUGGUGUUGGGACGCAGCGCGCUGCAGAUCGCGGAGCAGAGCGUGUCGGGCGCGGCGCGGCACGCGGCGGCGCUGUGGGCGGCGCGCGCGCUGCGGCGGCUCGUGCCCGACCGCACGGAGCAGGCGCUGCGCCUCGUCACCUCGCUCGACUACCCGGACGUCACUAUACAGAGUUGCGCAGACGUUUUAGAGAGCCUCAGAGAAGGCGAUUUCGGUGAAUGCGAGGCGGUGAUUGAGCGCUACGUGGAGGCGUGCAGCGCGCGGUUCCCGUACGCGAUCGCCUUCAAGCCCGCGCCCGCGCCCGAAGCGAGCGAGAACCAUUCGGAAGAGACUACACCGCUACAGCCUAAAGAAAUUACUGCCAACAACUAAUGGCUGCGUCUGGCAGUGGCUCGAGGUUGAAAUCAAAGGAAAAUGUCCGAACGGGUGUUUGUAUGUCCGUCUCGUGACGGGCGACAGCCGCGCAGACACGCAGUCGGUCAAUUUGUAUUUUGUUUAUUGUUAAAUAAAAAAAAAAAAUUUUUUCUUUGAUUUCAUAUUUCGAUCUUCGAAUUUGGCUAUUGGCCAAUACGCACGAAUCUAAUGUUACUCUUUUGUUAACUAUAUAUUUUUCGCGUUAUCGUUUAUCUUAUUUAAAUUAUAGAUAAAACAAAUUUUCUUUUAGAAGAGUAAUGUUAGGUUUAAUCAGAAGAUGAGAAUUUCAUUUGACGAUUCGAUAUAUUGUUAGUAAAUUUCUCAAUCAAGGAAAUGUAUUUAUAACUGAAAUUUUAAGUCUUACUAACUUUAGGGAGUAUCAAAAGUACGCUGGUUCGGGUCGAUUGGUCUUUCAUAUCAAUAAUAAUGUCACAAAGACUGGUGAAGCGAGAUACGGUUUGUUUUUCAUUCGAAUUUUAUAUAUACAUUGUUCAUUUGCUGCGAUUUAUUUUGUUUCUUAUUGAAAGUGCGCGAUACGAAGUUACGAGACAUCGUUGUGACUUAAAAAUCGUGUCGAAAAGUUACCGAAAGCAAUAAAUUGACUGUUUAGUAGAGUAGGGUGCGGCUACAAUGCAUAAGGACUUACACGAUCGAUGUACAAAAUCACUUGUGAUAUAUAAAAAUAGCAAUAAUUAGUGAAUACUGUUUUAUUCGAUUGAAACAUUAAUGUGUUUAGUGCGAGUUUCUUAACGUUCUCGAUAGCGUAAAAGUUAACUCAAUUUUGUAUGCAGUUGGAACAGCGCCCCUAGCGGCAAACGUACGCAAACGAUCCCAUUCCAUACAAAUAUGUUAAGUUACCUUUACGCUAUCGAGCACGUUAAAAAACUCGCACUAAGCACACUGAUUGUUCAUUGUUAGAUUUUCAAUGUGUUCCUCCUUCGUGGCAGUUGGUCUGUAAUCUUAACCGAUUUCUGUAAAUCGUAUUUAUGUUGAAUUCUAAUUAAUUAUAGAGUCAAUAGUUCGGAAAACGGACUUUCUAUCCUGCCUUUAAAGUGUUGUAACUUUGAUGUCAUAUUCUAAGACAGACGGCAGAAUUUGCGUUAAGGCCCCUACUAUAUUGCGCCAACUUGGUGGCCCAACAAUACUUUUAAAAUAAAGUAGUGCAUUGCACCAAUUCGUUGGCCCAACAAUACUGAUUUAAAUAAAUGUGAGCCUGAAUUGUUCGAGCCGGAACAAGUGCCAGUACGCCUUUUUAAUACAGUAAAAGCUCGUUAUUCGCGGUGUAUAUGUUGGAAUGGUUAUUUACAUAUAUGUGAUUAUAGGGAAUACGUUCCUACGUGACAAACGCGUCGUAAAAAGUACUUAUAAAAAAAUAAUUACAACUACGCCUAAAGUAUAUCAUGUUUAAAUUUACUUUAGGCGUAGUUGUAAUAAAGUCUAUUUUACUUUUUGAAGUGAAAACUUCUUUAGAAUCGUUGUGAUUUCAAACCGGAUGCAACGGAAAAAACGACAGGUAAGAGACACAAAUACAAAAGAAUGAGACAGAAAUAUACAUACUAUUUAAUACAGCGCCAGCUGUGAGAUUUUUUUAAUACUAACGUGUGUAUGAAAGCUCUUGUAGUGAAUUUUAAUUUAGGAUUAUACGUGAAAUUAAAAUAUCAAUUCACAGAGGGCGCUACCUUACAAUUAUUUACUAAUGACAAAAUUUUAAGACGUUUAGGAUAAUUGUAUUUUAAUUUUGGAAGGUUUCACUUCUACCACGUGUGAAUUGCACACAUGUAUUUUUUUUUAUACCUUUGAAGCUGCGUUUAUAGGAUAUUCGGUUGGAUACCAACUUAUUGGAAUUUUUUUUUUCAAUGUGAAAUCUGUAGAAUCGGUAGAAAUAAUUCUUAUAAGAAUCUUAUAUUUGCCUAAAAGCGCUUUUUAAUCCGCAGAUAAUGAAAACGCAAAUGCCGGGUCCGCGAAUUAGGGGCUUUUACUGUAUUUCCAAAAACUAAUUAAGGUUUACGGUUUGUGUAUUGAGGUUAUAUUUUUUCUUUUUAAUCAAUAAUUGGAAGACGACUGACGUUUUUGAGACGAUGAUGUUCAAAUUAACAUUAUAAAUCGCAAUGAAAACAUAAUAAUGAUGACUACGUUAUGUUCCUUUUAUUUUUUAGUUCUUAGACUUGUACGUGUAUUAAUUAUUUAUAAAACGUGCCCCUAAUGUGUCAGACUUUUUAAAUUUUCAAUCUCAAAUAUGUUGUGUGGUUUUAAUACGUUUAAUUGUUAUUUUCGCACUGUCGUGGUGGUUUUUUUUUGUUAUCCCUAUGCUUACGUAUAUUACUAGUGUGCAUUUUGUAACAUGCAACAGAUAAAAUAACAAACAGUAUGAUUUCAUUAACAACUUAUAUUUUGGAUUUAAAGAGUACAUUAAAUUGCAAAGUUGGGAUUGGAUUUCUCAUAUUUUUUAUUUUUUAUUCUAGUCCAGUUGGAAGAGAACAAAUAAAAUGGGUGUUUUGAAUCAUCAAAUAAAUAAAUAAAACGCAAUAAUUGACUGUAACAUUAAUGUUACAAUUUAUUUUGUGUAAAGUUAAGUAAUCUCUUUUCAUAUAUAGUGUGGCCUGAAGUGUUCAAUUCGAAUUGUUAAUAUUUGGUAAUUUAAUUUUUUUUACAGAAAUACAGCAUUACUCAUUGCCACUUUACUCUCAGUCUAGGCAGACUUUGUAAAUAAUACUUUUAAGUUGUCAUUGAAAAUUUCGAUUUAUACUCAGACCCUCCAGUCUUGUAUGCCUAUUUAAAUAUAUACUUUUGGCAGAACUUUAUUUAAUGUUUUUUAGUUUAAAACAUGAAUUCAGGAGUCAAUUUACUAUGUAAAACUUUAAUAAAAAAACGUUCGAAUAUAAAUUAAAAUCACUCAACUGUAGCGUUAUACUUUCGUUUAUUUCUGUAGAUAUGUGUAAAGUUUGACAAUAAUUAUAAUGAUACUCCAGAAAUGAGAAUGCUACAUGACAAAAUAGUCUCGGAUAAGAAAUAUUUUUAUUGGGGUCAUGAUUUUAUCUCAUGAAUUUUUUUAUAAAUGAAAUGGCUGAAAAAUAUUGAUUUCUAUUUAAUGUCCAUUAGAGGUGUCAAAUGACCCCAUUAAAUCACAACUUAUGAUCAUAUAUUUUAUUACAAUACAAUAAAACAAAUGCCUUACUACAUGUCCUACUCGAGUUUUGUUAAUGGAGUAAUUUGUACCCCCGCAUCAUCUUGUACAUAAAUAAAAUUUUAUUUUAUAAAAUUA
Messenger RNA from Bombyx mori (domestic silkworm), 6023 nucleotides. It is a transcript of the gene Naa15-16, whose product is annotated as N-alpha-acetyltransferase 15, NatA auxiliary subunit. The transcript has 16 exons. Lineage: Eukaryota; Metazoa; Arthropoda; Insecta; Lepidoptera; Bombycidae. Gene Ontology annotation, molecular function: protein binding. The record is from RefSeq and is a predicted model, not a curated record. The coding region runs from base 125 to 2719 and encodes 864 amino acids. Gene Ontology annotation, cellular component: cytoplasm; NatA complex. Gene Ontology annotation, biological process: N-terminal peptidyl-methionine acetylation.